Molecule: messenger RNA, 5571 nt
Organism: Pungitius pungitius (ninespine stickleback)
Lineage: Eukaryota; Metazoa; Chordata; Actinopteri; Perciformes; Gasterosteidae
Gene: tex2
Product: testis expressed 2
Exons: 13
Coding region: 622-4128 (1168 amino acids)
Cellular component (GO): endoplasmic reticulum
Molecular function (GO): lipid binding
Source: RefSeq, a predicted model, not a curated record
UGCGUCUGCAGCUUUUCUCUCUACAGUCGUUGUAGUUUGAAUGGCAUCCACCUAGAAAAGGAUGGUGAUGUGUUUACCUGCAGCUAGCCGCUAUUAGAGGGAGGGGAGGGGGAGUGGGGGUGUCUAGUGCUUCUUCUUAUUGGAGGGGGAUCCGCGUCUCGUAGGCAUGCUGCAACGCCAUGACGCGAUUCACAUUAUCCUGCAGCAGCACAACAAAAUGUGAAUCAGCCGGAAAGCCGACGAUGGGACGCGUCUUUUGGGCUGUAAGUGGCGUUUGAAGGGUGUGAAAAAAGAAGGGGGCGGGGCGCCGGGUAUCUCCCAUUCAACAAUACAAUACACGCCCCGGCAUUAAAAAAAAAACGUCGCGUCGGGGUAGGGGAGAUCAGCUCUGGGCAGUGUGUGUCUGCCGUGGACUCGCUCUCUCUCUCUGGGUGCACAGGUCCGUCCUUCCGCAGGAGCCCCACGCACGGAUCAUCCGAUCAUCGCACCACGCAGAUCCACAGCUUGCUCAGCGGGGAGGGGGGAUGCGAUAACUACGGCAUGUUAGCACCACGGCUGUGCUGCCAGAGGAGAUCGAAUGCCUCUAAAAUCUCAAGGCUGUGAGCCUCGUGCAGGGUGGUGAUGAGCAGUCAGGGCAGCAGCAGCAGCAGCAGCAGGGGAAGUGGGCAGCAUGCUGACACUCCUCCCCCUCGUCACGCCCCGGGACCUAAGCUGCAGGUGCAGCGCUCCGUCUCUCGGGACACCAUCACCAUCCACUUCUCUGCCCUGGGGAAAGAGGAGGACGACGAGGAAGAGGAGCUCUACGGCGCGCCUCCUGAGUCCGAGCCCGAUGGCGGAGGGGGUCACAGAGGUCCGGAGGCCAGAGAGGAGGUGCGGUUUGUACCUGCUGGUGGCGAGACAUCCUCCGGAGCCGCCGUACUCCCCGUCUCGUCCACCACGUUACCCUCUCCAGUUAUGACUAUAAUCCCCAGCUCCUCGCAGCCCCACCUGAGCGCCACCCCUCCUGCCAGCUCCUCCUGGCCCUCCUUGGCCGAACGACCCCUGGCCAACCCCCCGUCCACCAGCUCCGGCUCCUCCUCCCCAUGCAAGUCUGCCGCGCUGCCGUCCUCCAAGCCCUUCCUCAGCCUGGUCAGGUCGCUGUCCAAUGAGGUUGAGUCUCGGGAAACCGCUGCUGCCACCGCCACCGCCGCGCCGUCGCAGGCACGCCACCGUCACUUGAUGAAAUCUUUCGUCAAGUCUCUUUCCACGGACACAUCGAAGGCUGAACAUCAGGAGGGGCCUCUUCACCACUACCUUCAUCACUCCCCUCACCAGCAACAGCUGGGGCAGCCAUCCCAGCGGCCCCCGCCCCGCAACAUGCAGCUUUUCAAACAGUUCUCCCAGCCCCGCUUGUGCUCCAGCCCCGUCGCCGUCACGCAGGCGGGCGGAGACUCCAAAACAGCGCCCUCCUCGCCCAUCACGUCCCCAGAUGGCAGGUCUUUCUUCAAGGUCCAAGAGGUGGAGGCCAGGAUCGAAGACACCAAGCGGCGGCUGUCGGAGGUGAUGUCAGACCCGCUGCAGCUUUUCAGUAAGAUCAUGGGGGACGAGCCUGGCGCGGGAGCCGUCGCCGCUCACCGAGCCAAAGCGCUGUCCUCAAGCGCGUCGGAGCUCAGCGGCGGGACGGCGGUAAACGGGCACGCGGAGGGCAACAACAACUAUAGCAUCAAGGAGGAGGAAGGGGCGGAGGAGGACGGAACCCCCACCGGCAAGGGUCCCGACUCUGUUUUUUUCUCCUUUCCGUCACUGGCUCCAGCCACCACCCUCACCCGGGCCCCGUCCUUUACUUUCCCCAAAUCCCCUUCCCUCACUCUGGGCCGCUGCUCGAUGUCGUCCCUGGUGGCCCGACAGGAAGACGAGGACUUCUGUGAACUGUACAGCGAAGACUUUGAGUUAUGUACCGAUACGGAGACGCCAGAUGGGGACCGGCCCGCCUCCCGGCAGCCCCGCGCCGGUAGCACCGGGCUGUGUAGUGAACUAGACACAGAGGAGGAGGAGGAUGAGGAGGAGGACGAGAACGAGGAGGAGUCUGUGCCAGUCACCGGCCUUAUCUUCCUGACACAGUUGGUCUACUGGUACAUAGUUCUUCCGGUGCCUCCGUACGUGUGUGCAGUGGUGCACGGGAUCGUAGGCGGGUUCAUGUUGGCCUUGCUGGUCCUCUGGCUGUCCUCUCCUCGACGCUCCUCAUCAGCGACAAGAAGAGGGAGGCGAAGGAUAAAGCCCUGGAACGUGGCCCAGCUGGAUAUCAAGGAACCAGGAACCUUCAAGGGCUGGAUGAAUGAGAUCCACAGUUACGACCCGGAGAUGUACCACGCCACCCUGACCCACUCCGUGUACGUCCGUCUCGAGGGCUCCGUCCUGCGUCUGUCCAAGCCCAACCGGAACGUCUCCCGCCGCGCCACGCACAACGAGCCUAAACCCGACGUCACUUACGUCAGCCAGAAGAUCUACGACCUGACGGACAGCAAGAUCCACCUGGUGCCCCAAAGCCUGGCUAGGAAGAGAGUUUGGAACAAAAAAUACCCCAUUUACAUCGAGCUGGCUAAGCAGGAGGACUUCAUGUCCAAGACCCAGGUGGAGAAGCCCGAAACUUGCGAGGAGAAAUUACCGGGUCAGUGUGAGAAGCUGGAACGAACGGACAAAUGUGAGAAAGUUGAGGCAUCGGGAUCAGCAGAGGAACCCAAAAGACCCGCCUCCGGAGGGGGCGAUCUGACAAUCUACCUGUUUGGGAGGACGGGUCGGGAAAAGGAGGAGUGGUUCCGCAGAUUUCUUCUGGCGUCCCGAAUGAAGUCGGAGGGGAGAGGUGGAAGCCUGCCUGGCACCUGCAAGAGUGCCUUCUUGCCCUCCAACAGCCGCAGUAGCAGCGUCCCAUCUGGCGGCGGCCUGGAGGCCGAGAGCAGGAGCAGCAGCCGUGGAAGCCUGGAGGAGCUUUCUCAGUUUCGCCACAGAGAGGCCUCCUCCGCGCCCCCCUGCGGCUCCGCCGGAGGGACGAGGCAGAAGAUGCUGUUGGACUAUAAUGUCUACAUGGCAAAAUAUAUCAACCUGCAGGAGACGCAGAGAACCCCGACUGCCACUGACAGCCCCGGUCCAGCGAGUCCCGAGGGCAGCCCCAAAACUACUAAAAAGGUACGCAGGACGUCAGAGGAGCCCGUGGAGCCUGAGGCCUGGGUCAACGCUUUCGUGGGAAGGGUGUUCUGGGACUUCCUGGGAGAGAAAUACUGGGCCAAUCUAGUCUCCAAAAAGAUCCAGAUGAAGCUCAGUAAGAUCAGGCUGCCAUAUGUUAUGAAUGAGCUGACUUUGACAGAGCUAGACAUGGGCUUUUCCAUCCCGAAGAUCCUCCAUGCCUCCAAACCCUCUGUGGACCACCAAGGUUUGUGGUUUGACCUGGAGGUCUCCUACAUGGGCUCCUUCCUCAUGACACUGGAGACCAAGAUGAACCUGGCCCGCCUGGGGAAGGAGGGCGAGGGGCUCGGCGAGCACGGGAAAGAGUGGCCCAGGCCGCGGACAUACUGUCUGGCCGACAGCGAUGAGGAAUCGUCCAGUGCCGGCUCAUCCGAUGAGGAGGACCCCCCAGAGCUCCUCAGUGACAAAGCCAUCCUCCCUGGAGCCGAGGGCUACGUGGGAGGCCACAGGCCCAGCAAGAUCAUGCGCUUCGUGGACAAAAUAGCCAAGUCCAAGUAUUUCCAGAAGGCCACCGAGACGGAGUUCAUCAAGAAGAAGAUGGAGGAGGUGUCCAACACGCCGUUGCUGCUCACCGUGGAGGUGCAAGAGUUGCGAGGGACGCUGGCUGUCAACAUCCCACCCCCCCCCACGGACAGGAUAUGGUAUGGUUUCCGGAGUCCGCCUCACCUGGAGCUGAAAGCACGACCUAAACUCGGCGAGAGGGAGGUCACUUUAGUUCACGUGACUGACUGGAUUGAGAAGAAGCUGGACCAGGAAUUCCAGAAAAUAUUUGUGAUGCCAAACAUGGAUGAUAUAUGGCUACCCAUAAUGCACUCUGCCAUGGACACACGUUCAAAUGCCAACUCGGUUACUGUGACAAAUGAAACUUCGAAGGACCCAGAAGCCGAGGAGCCUGAGCUCGCUGACUGACAUGUGAAGGCCGCUGUUCAAAGUGCACGACGGCAGACGCAUUAUCGCCAUGGUGAUGUGAAAAGACCCCCGUCCCACCUCAGAGACGUGCUGGACCAACGCUCCCAAUAUUUUUACUCCUGUUCCAGCCACGAGUGUCCACGAGCUCGUCAUCAUCCGUGGAAACGAAGGGGAGGAAAACGGGAGGAGAAAUUGUGACUUAUUGAUUGUCAUCCAAUCACACAGCUUUAUUUGUGUGACAUCAAAUGCUAUGAAUCAUUCUCUGACAAAAUACAAUACACGGGGCGUGUCGAGAAUGUUUAACGUGUGUGUGUGUGUGUGUGUGGUGCAUCGACGAACAGAAGAACCAUAAAACCUGUGAUGUACAGCCGCACCAAACAUUUGCAGAGUUUUACGUUUUUCACCGACCUUUCUAAUCUUUUAAGGGAACUAUCCCAAAAGUACUUGCAUCGAUUGACACACGUGCCACAGGGGUAUCAACUCAUCGGUCGCCCGUACACACGCCGCCGCCUGUGCCAGUCGCCGGCACCUUUAUGCAGACAGAUCGAUGGCGCCGUGCCCACUGGGGACACUCGUUUGAGUUUGAGCACAGCGUGAGGACGACGCGGUGACACGCAGCCGGCGGGGGCUUCAGACCGCGUGGUCGGGAUCGGAGCAACAUCUGACUUUGGAGGAGCUAUCGCAUAUGUGCAAACACAGCGGCGGAACAUUGCCUCGGUCUGGUGAAUGUAUCAAUAGGAAAGCAGCUCCCCGGCUGCGCAACCGAUUGCUCAUUCACUGACAACGUGCUUCUACGCAAAAUGCUUCUUUUCAUUACAUCAAUACAUUUAGCAAAAGUCAUUUUCUGUUGUUGUUUUUUAUUUAUUGCCAAAGCAGUGCUGUCUGAAGGCUGCUGUAAAAAGAAAACGUAAACGGUGAUAAAUAAGUACGUGGUUGAUUAUCACUCGGGUGAUGUGCAGCCGGAGAUUGGGCUGAAACCCCUUUGAGAAUACGGUACUGUUCUCCAUUCUCAACAUGCUGGAUAUUAGCCAUAUUAUUUAAUGUUCUCAUCAGACAUCCAGCCAAUGAUAGCUUCUUCUUGUUGAGUUACUUGAUUUGUUUUCUUUCUGUACUGUAGACUUUCAAGAAUAACAUCGAACUAGGACCGCAACUUUGUAACCUGACCGGCUGCUUUACUCUUUAUUUUAAGCUCGAAUGUGUUUUUGCAAAAUGUAUGAGGCAGAAAGUGCCUUUUAAAUAAACAUUCCUCCGUAGUGAACCACCACAUUUGUUGCAUCAGUUGGGGUUAGAAAGUGUGUUGUCUGUCAAGACAUGCCCUCCAUUAUACAAGUUUCAGUGUUGUUCAUUUGCAGUGUGAUGAAAAAAAAACACUGUAGUGUUCAGUGAUGUCACAGAACAUUACGAUUCUGAUUGUUGUGGAUCAAUAAAAACCUUUUGCUUGGA